AAGUGGCAACAACACUACAUCUGUUUGCGUCCGUCUAAAAUAUUGAUUGGUUUGGGUUUUGAUUUGACAAUGGAUCCUGCUGAUUUAGUUGAAGUUGAUUUGCAAGCUGAUAAAAGUAAAAAAUGUUUAGAUCGAUGGAUGGAAAAUCUUCCAGAAGAAGCACAUACCCUUCCUUUGCAUUGUUUAGCUAUCCCGGGUUCUCAUGAUUCUAUGAGCUGCACUGUAACACCACAGUCAGACGUAGCACCCGAUGAUCUUGACCUCUAUAAUUCUUACUUCAUCCGUGCAACAAGUUGCUUGUCAAAAAGAGUAAUCUACAACUGGUGUUGCACCCAAUCCUUUGACUGCAAGCAACAACUUGAAGCAGGAAUCAGAUACUUUGAUCUGAGAGUGGCUAAACGACCUGAGGAUGGACUUCUAUACAUAGUGCAUGGCCUGUAUGGUGCAGAAACCAAAAAAGUACUUGAAAAAAUGCACGAAUUUCUAGACUCACAUUCCAAAGAAGUGGUUUUGUUAGAUUUCCAGCAUCUGUACGAGAUGAACCAUUUUGACCACCACAAGUUGCUGCACCAACUCACAGAAAUCUUCGGGGCCAUGCUGUGCCCUUAUGUUGCGGACCUUACUGAAUUCACUUUGUCGUGGAUGUGGGAGAGGGGGUUUCAGGUUGUGGUGUUCUAUCGAGAUUCGGUUGCACAAUACCAUCCCUUCCUGUGGCCAUCUGAAUCCAUUCCAAAUCCUUGGCCAAACACAAGGAGCAUCAAGUUUUUGCUCGCUUUCUUGACAGGAUACGAGAGGAAAAGAGAGGCAGGUAAGUUCUUUGUAUCCCAGUCCAUUCUGACGCCAAAUCUGUUUUUCAUUUUGAGGAAUAUUCUUGGGAAUUUGAGAAGCGUGCUGGUGAACGAGAGCAACAAGCAGCUUCUGAAAUGGCUCGAAGACAAACAUCCCGGCCCUCAUGGCUUAAAUAUUGUCAUAUGCGAUUUUAUUGACUACAAUGACUGUGCCAUUCCUCAAAGUAUUAUCAACCUGAAUCACAAAUCACCUAUCAUGUCCAGCAAUGUGCGAAAAAGUAGUUAUGAAGUGGUUUGAUUUUUUUAAAGUAUGAUUUGAGUAGUGCCAAUACUAUCAACAAAAAAUUUGUAGUCUUUUUAAUUUAUUAAAUGUUGACUAUUUGUUUAUAUGCAACAAAAAUCACUUUUUAAUUGGACAAAAAAUUAACUUUAAGCUUUGAACAUGAAACAUUUUAUUUCCUUAAAAGG
This is a messenger RNA of Parasteatoda tepidariorum (common house spider), 1256 nucleotides long. Its product is annotated as PI-PLC X domain-containing protein 3. The record is from RefSeq and is a predicted model, not a curated record. Lineage: Eukaryota; Metazoa; Arthropoda; Arachnida; Araneae; Theridiidae. Gene Ontology annotation, molecular function: phosphoric diester hydrolase activity. Gene Ontology annotation, biological process: lipid metabolic process.